UGCUUAUAUAUAGUAAUGAUUCCACCUCAUUAUUUUAUUUCAUCGUCUGCAAUACAUUUAGGCUAAACAAGAUGACCCAGAAGAUGGCUGCGCUGAUGCUGUUACUUCUGAUCAUGACUGUGGUACCUAUAUCAGGAAAAUGUGUUCAGUGUGAACUUUCGCAUCAGUUGGGGAAAGAUGAACAGCUGAGAAAAGGAGAUUAUCUGCUUUCAGAAAACGGCAAUUUCAAAGCUAUAUUUCAGGAUGAUGGGAACUUUGUGGUGUAUGGCUGGAAGCCAGUCUGGGCCAGUAACACUGAUGGGUUACAUAAUGCUGAUCAUCUGAUUAUGCAGAGUGACUCGAACUUGGUGGCCUACAAGACUGAUGGUAAAGCCAUGUGGCACACAGGCACCUACACCGACAUCAACAGCUUCAAAGACUGCGUGCUUCAGCUGAGAAACGACGGCACCUUGAUUGUUGAAAGAGAUGGUCAUGAAGUCUGGUCCUCUGCAAAAUCCCAGGGUCUCAAAGUUUAAUGGAAAGCUCCAUUAUAAAUUGUUCUGUUUUCUCCACCUCUAAAAAUAUUUUACACUGGAAAGCACACAAAAUGUAAUAAAUAAAUA
Molecule: messenger RNA, 602 nt
Organism: Lepisosteus oculatus (spotted gar)
Lineage: Eukaryota; Metazoa; Chordata; Actinopteri; Semionotiformes; Lepisosteidae
Product: B-type lectin plumieribetin-like
Source: RefSeq, a predicted model, not a curated record